This is a messenger RNA of Triplophysa rosa, 1742 nucleotides long. RefSeq lists its product as uncharacterized. The coding region runs from base 540 to 1178 and encodes 212 amino acids. The record is from RefSeq and is a predicted model, not a curated record. The transcript is spliced from 2 exons. Lineage: Eukaryota; Metazoa; Chordata; Actinopteri; Cypriniformes; Nemacheilidae.
UUUGCGCAUCAUCAAUCCAGAGAGCAUGACACACGUUUGGGAGGUACAACAGAAACAUUUACCCUGCAUCCAAGACCCGCCUGGUGUUCAGCUUUACACAAAGCUGGGCUCUGGGUUACAGAAGGGUGACAAGGUUCUGGAUGUACUGCGGUGUGGCAGAGGGUCCUCUUCUCUGGAAAGCUUUCAUCGCCAUCAGUGCACUUUCAUUCCAGGUAUGGGGACAAUACCAUAUAUCAAUACCAAGAAUAUGAUGUCUGUAAUUAAGUAGUGUUGUCACAAUACAGGAAUUUCUAACUUCGGAACAAUACAUCAAAUACCAUUUUUAAUAAGACAGGGAAAAAGUGCCACAAAAUUAAAGGAAUAACAUUUCUACAGAUUGUGGUCAAAAGUAAAUCAGCUUUAAUUAGUAAUCAGCUUUGGUAGUUCUUAGAGGGGUUUAUAAUGGUAUUUUUACAGUGUGUGCCGUCAUAAAUUAUCCCUCACUUUUCAUUUGCAUAAAAUAAAAAAUCAUAAUUAGUCUGUAUGUUUACAAAGCUGCAAUGAACCAUAGAAUAACAUCAUACAUAAUGCAUUCAAUGCAUUGUUUUAUUCACAGACUGUUCAUGACCCAUGGCCAGGUAGCCCAGAGACCUGAUGUUAACAGGAUUUCAGAAUGCAUCGCACUCAAUCUUUUGAAGGAAUUCAGGGAAGCCAGAAACAGGCCUAAAGACAAUAAGGGCAAAACCUUUCCAAUUGCUCAGGCAAUUGUGAUGAUGUAUAGUCACAUCAAGCAGCUGCUUGAAGACUGCCGAGAGCUGCUCGACAAGACCAACCUGGUGCUAGUUACAAUCAACAACUCUACAGUGUCAUCUUGGCUUCAUGACCGACAGAAAAGAACUGACCGGGACACCUUGCUGCAAGGAGUGGAGCUUCCCCAGCAUAUUGGUUUAGCGAAAGAGCCGCUGCCAAAGCCUAGAGAGCACCCAUCUGGACCCGUUGAACAUGGACACGUUCCCAUUGAGUUCCAGGAGCCUGAGAAUCUGGAGGGUGAGGCAGUCAUUCGCCAACGUAAAUAUGCACGAACUGGAACUGCAGUGUCUUCAAAUGCACACACAGGCACUGAGCUAGGAGACACAUCUCCAUAUGGCACAGACUAUUCUCCUGCUGCACAGAAUAUUUUUUUCUGCCCUGAGGCAUAGCACUUUACUGGGAGGCAUACUUGGCCUGGGUGUUCUGAUUGGUCUUUUUCACCAGGUUAUCCAUCAUUAGCUCCACCACCACCACCUCAUGUUUGGUCUUCCCUUCCACCAGGCCAACAGCCAUCAGCUCCACCACCGCAUUCUAAUGAUUGGUCUUCCUAUCCACCAGGGCAUCAGCCAUCAGCUCCACCACCUCCUCAAAACCGACAACGUGCAUGGAGGCUCCACAAGGCAGCACUUGAGGAUCAACAGUGUGUGGCAAGAGGGGAGCCACCAAAGAAAAGGCACACAAAAGACGACUUCCACUAUCAAUGCAAAAUGUGUGGCCAGUCAAAAAGCAAACUUACUGGUCAUACUCAGCAUAAAGGAAAAUGGUACUGUCCAGCAUCUGGCCAGAGCAUUACAGAGUGGAAAGACUCUUUAUAGGUUACAAUGUGGUGUUGGUGUUUUUAAUUCCUUUUUUACGAAACUUGUCAGUUGUCUUAACUCUAGCUAAAGUAAAUUUUACGUAGUGUAUUAGGUAAACAGAAUUUGAAGGAUCUCUCUCUCUCUCUCUCUCUCUCU